UUUUGAUAGUUUUGCAGCGCUCAUGCAACAUCGCCAACAGCCUACCCAAGACAGUCCAUAGACAGUCCGCUAUAUAGGUUCACUUGACUUGCAGUCUCUGUUCUCUGACGCCACUCAUGUUGAGGCGGAACGCAUCACACCCGAUCUGUUCAGCUUUAAGACUUUUGAAGCAUAGAUUUGAUAGUCGAAUUGUAGAAUAGUGUGUUAUUGCAGAGGACGGAAUUAAAUAAAUCCAAAUAACUCCAUGUACUGCUCAACGGCUACAGGAGUCCGUCUGCCAGUAAGAUGAGGUUGCUACAACGCUGACCGACAACACGUCUCACACACUGGAUCACAGUAACCUGUAUGCCACACACUCCUGCAGACCAAGAUGUGUGGAUCUGCCCUGUCUCGGUGGCUGAUGCUGUGUCUGCAGCUAUUGGUGAUGCUGGUUUUCAGGACACAAGGUGAGGUUAUCGCCCCCUCCAGCAUGACCGCUGUGGCGGGCCUCCCCUUCACGCUGGGCUGUAACAUCACCAUAGCGACUGGCGACACGGUCAAGCAGGUCCGCUGGCUGAACAAACACAAGCAGGUUCUCUUGGCGUACGAGCCGGGCGAGUCGGUCAGAACCACCUCCCACCAAGACAACGUGGAGCUAACUUCAUCGCACCUUAACGUCAGCGCCAUCACCAUCAAGAGGGCGGGGCCUAACGACGAGGGCUGCUACCACUGCAUCUUUGACAUCUACCCCAGCGGAGCACAGGAGGGAAAGACCUGCCUCAGUAUCGAAGUCAAAGUGGGCAACGAGGGUAAUAAAACAGCCAUCAGCGGGAAGCUGGCCACCAUGUCCUGCUGGUACGGCCUCCCAGACAGGGUACGCCAGGUCCUGUGGAGGAAGACUGCAGAGCAGGGCGACACGACCACGUUGGCCUCCUUUGCCAAGCGAGGCCAACCCAGCAUUGAGGAACCUUAUCGGGGACGCAUGACCCUGAACCCCUCCCUGGGAGACACCCAGCUGUCCAUCAGGCCGGUGAAGACGGAGGACGAGGGCUGCUACACCUGCGAGUUCCACACCUACCCAGAAGGCACCAGGAGUGCCACGGCCUGCCUCUUUGUAUAUGUGCUGCCCAACCCAGAGAUCACCUACAUGGCCUCCAGCGGGGUCAUCGAGGCCAACUGCACGGCCGCAGCCCGUCCUGCAGCUCAGAUGGUAUGGAAUGUGGAGGGGGACAACCGGACGCUGGGGCCGUCCGUGUCCUCAUCCUACGACCAGGGGGACGGCACCACCCUGGUCACCAGCACCCUCCUCCUCCAGGAGGGCCUGCUCCAUGACCUAUCCGUCAAAUGCAUGGUGCACCACCGAGGCCUGGACUCGCCCAUGUCCGUCAACCUCAAUGUUGGUCCGGCCCUCACUACUAUCAUCUCAGUAUCCUGUGUGGCAGCCCUGCUCCUGUGCUGUCUGUGUGUGUGCCUCUGCAAGUACUUCCUGUGCCGAGACUAUUGAGAUUUGACCUGGAAUGGUGGAAGAAGGACUGUUUUGAUGAAAAGCCAGAGUUCUGGUCAUCCAGCUAGGCCUAUCAGCUCCUCAGCACCAUGCGCUCCAUGUCUGUUAGGAGGAACAGCUCACUACAGUACUACACAUCACCAUGCGCUCCAUGUCUGUUAGGAGGAACAGCUCACUACAGUACUACACAUCACCAUACGCUCCAUGUCUGUUAGGAGGAACAGCUCACUACAGUACUACACAUCACCAUACGCUCCAUGUCUGUUAGGAGGAACAGCUCACUACAGUACUACACAUCACCAUACGCUUCAUGUCUGUUAGGAGGAACAUCUCACUACAGUACUACACAUCACCAUACGCUCCAUGUCUGUUAGGAGGAACAGCUCACUACAGUACUACACAUCACCAUACGCUCCAUGUCUGUUAGGAGGAACAGCUCACUACAGUACUACACAUCACCAUACGCUCCAUGUCUGUUAGGAGGAACAGCUCACUACAGUACUACACAUCACCAUACGCUCCAUGUCUGUUAGGAGGAACAGCUCACUACAGUACUACACAUCACCAUACGCUCCAUGUCUGUUAGGAGGAACAUCUCACUACAGUACUACACAUCACCAUACGCUCCAUGUCUGUUAGGAGGAACAUCUCACUACAGUACUACACAUCACCAUACGCUCCAUGUCUGUUAGGAGGAACAUCUCACUACAGUACUACACAUCACCAUACGCUCCAUGUCUGUUAGGAGGAACAGCUCACUAAAGUACUACACAUCACCAUACGCUCCAUGUCUGUUAGGAGGAACAUCUCACUACAGUACUACACAUCACCAUACGCUCCAUGUCUGUUAGGAGGAACAGCUCACUACAGUACUACACAUCACCAUACGCUCCAUGUCUGUUAGGAGGAACAUCUCACUACAGUACUACACAUCACCAUACGCUCCAUGUCUGUUAGGAGGAACAUCUCACUACAGUACUACACAUCACCAUACGCUCCAUGUCUGUUAGGAGGAACAGCUCACUACAGUACUACACAUCACCAUACGCUCCAUGUCUGUUAGGAGGAACAGCUCACUACAGUACUACACAUCACCAUACGCUCCAUGUCUGUUAGGAGGAACAGCUCACUACAGUACUACACAUCACCAUACGCUCCAUGUCUGUUAGGAGGAACAGCUCACUACAGUACUACACAUCACCAUACGCUCCAUGUCUGUUAGGAGGAACAGCUCACUACAGUACUACACAUCACCAUACGCUCCAUGUCUGUUAGGAGGAACAGCUCACUACAGUACUACACAUCACCAUACGCUCCAUGUCUGUUAGGAGGAACAGCUCACUACAGUACUACACAUCACCAACAGUUGUUUCCCCAGGCCCCACUGCGUGAACUGGACAUAAACCUUCAUCCCACAAGUGACAACAACAUCAACAACACUAAAGCCAUGUUUCUAUUAACAGUAGAUAUAGAGACACUUAUCAAAAUGUGGCUUUGAAGUUUAGUCUGUCGAGAAUGGUCCCAGAUCAGUUUGUAAUGACUUGCCAACUCCUAUAGUCAUUGUUACGCCAAUGGCUCAACAGAUCUGGGAUCAGGCUAUAAUCGGUCCACUCGAUGAAGAAAAAAAAGUCUAGGACAAAGGCCCUUAUUACAAAGUGCUUUAAAAGUAGGAGGUUUUUAAAUGAUACGUUCGCAAAAACGUUCUAAUUACACACUGUAAUGUUUUUAACAGUUACAGUGUGUUUAAGGACCAGGCUGCUUUUUUGUGUAGGAGUUCUCCUGUUAUUUGUUUGUGUGAUUUUGCUGCUGUUAUAGGGGGGGGGUUGUUGUGUGUGUGUGUGUGUGUGUGUGUGUGUGUGUGAGAGAGAGAUAUCUUUAUUUUAUGACUCAAAAACACACAAGUUGACUUCAUGGGAGUUCCAGUAUUAAAAUACAAUUGCAAUUUGCCAUGUAUAUUACAGCUAGCUAUAUGACAUUUAGAAUACAAACAAUAUCAUAUAUAUUUCUCAUGCUCAAUAUUUAACUUACAUAUUUACAACAGGGUAUGACAUAAUGUCUGUCUCGUGUGUGCCUUUCCUGUUGAAGCAUAUUCCUACCAUCUGCCCAUUUGAAUUGAAGGUGGAAUUAUAGCAGGAAAAUGGUUCCAUACUUUUCAGCCUGUUUAAACCUCACAACAGAUGUAGGAAUACAAAUGAAUUACUACUGUUUAUUAGCAAUAAACUCUUCAGCAUCUUCCCAAAGUCAGUAUUACAAACCCUAUAGUUUAACGUCACACCAAACAGCCUACCCAAAAUAGUCUAGACAACGAUGGAAGUUGACGUGAUUGUGUCAAUGAAAUAUGCCAUUAGAUGGCAGGUUGUGUAUAUCAGAAUAGCUUUUUAGUCCGCUGUCCCUAACAACACUGUGAAUAUUCCUGUUGCAGUGUCAAACAGCACUAAUAGUGAGCUUCGCUGUGUGUUUCUAAAUGAUGCCUGAGGAUUACUGGUGAAUAGAUCUACUGCGGCUUCAGAAAGUAAUCACCCUUUGUCUUUCUCCACAUGUUGUUGUGUUACAGUCUGAAUUUAAAAUGGAUUCAAUUGAGAUUUUGUGUCACUGGCCUAUUACAAAGUAAUUAAAAAUGAAAAGCUGAAAUGUCUUGAGUCAAUUUAGUAUUCAACCUCUUUGUUAUGGCAAGUCAAAAUAAGUUCAGGAGUAAAAAAUGUGCUUAACAAGUCAAAUAAUAAGUUGCAUGGACUCUGUGUGCAAUGACAGUGUUUAACAUGAUUUUUGAAUGACUUCCUCAUCUCUGUACCCCACACAUACAAUUAUCUGUAAGGUCCCUCAGUCGAGCAGUGAAUUUCAAACACCGAUUCAACAACACAGACCACGGAGAAUUUCCAAUGCCUCACCAAUAAGAGCACCAAAAAAGAGCUGAUCAAUAGCGGUGGGUAAAAUCACCGGGGAAGCCAAGCCAGGGGGAAAAAGCCAUUUUUCAACCUAUAUGUUGUGAUAAUUGCAUUGUUUGCUCUAUAACCUGUUAGUUCAUAUGCCUUGACACUGUGAUAUAUAGGCCUAAAGACAGAGACAAUAAGACACAGUGGCAGAAUAAAUUCAAUCACACCUUUGUUUCACCACAAAACCGGAGAGCGACAUCUGUCUGGAAAGCUUAUUGCAUGUAACAAACAGUUACAUGACCUACAGCAUGGUAGAACAAGUACAUUUUUCAGACAUUUUCAGACUACUAAACUAUUGAUUUAGAACCACAGAGAGUUACCGCAAGUCAAAGAAAACAAGUGCUGCCUCCACUAAUUCAGCACCAUUUCAACAUCUAAUCAUCUAUGCUUACUGUGAUCCUGCGACUACCGUUUCUCAGUAAAGUAUUAUGUUUAUCCUUAACCACUGAUUCCUGGUCUGGUCUCUUCUCUGCACCUGGGUCCAACCUCACCACGUCACAAAGACUUGAAAAUGGCUGUCUAGCAAUGAUCAACCACCAACUUAACAAAGCUUGAAUCAUGUUUUUAAGAAUAAUGCACAAAUAUUGUACAAUCCAGGUGUGAAAAACUCUUAGACUCACCCAGAAAGACUGACGGCUGUAAUCACUGGCAAGGUGAUUCUAACAUGUAAUGACUCAGGGGUGGGAAUACUAAUGUAAAUGGCAUAUUUCUCUAUUUCAUUUUCAACACAUUUGCUAAAAAUUUCUAUAAACAUAUGUUCACUUUGUCAUUAUGGGGUAUUAUGUGUAGAUGGGUGAGAGACUGUUUGGCGGGGCGGAGCAGGUGAACCCAAGUGCAGACUCCGACGUGGAGACAGGGAUAAGGUAUUUAUUGAAAAGCGGGGGGAUUGGGGUGCAGGCCAGGGAAAGCUCGGGCGGGUAGCAGGGAUCCAGGAACUGAGGCUGAGGCUGGGGCAAGGGGAGUAUGGGCAGGGUAAGCAAGUCCAGAGCGGAAUCCAAGGAAGCAGUAGUGCGGGGGUCCAGGGCAGGGAAGCAGGACUGACGAGACGUGGGACUGGAGACAGUGACCAGAGUCAGAGAGGACGGAACUGUAGCGGAGAGAAAAGCAGAGUCAGUCUAGGGAAAACCAGGCACAAGAGAAUAACAAGAUCUAUGCAGGAACAGCUUGAACCGCAGACUGACUGAGCAGAGUCUACAAACUAGCAGUGUGGAAGUGGCAGGGCUGAGUAUUUGUAAAGGCUUGAUUAUGGAACAUGUUGCAGCUGGUAGGGAUCUGCUCCGCCUCCAGCACAGCUGUCUCCAGUCACACAAUCACAUACACACACACACACACACACACACACACACACACACACACACACACACACACACACACACACACACACACACACACACACACACACACACAGAGGGAGAGAGCACUGGGGAAGUGGCGGCAGGUUAGGGAGACACAGGAUGAGAAGUAGAUGGCAUGGCAGGAGCAGAUGUAACAGAGAGAAAAAAUCUAUUUAAUACCUUUUUGAAUUCAGGCUGUAACACAACAAAAUGUGGAGUAAGUCGAGGGGUGUGAAUACUUUCUGAAGGCGCUGUAUGUACAGUAUGUAAUGCACUAUUACAGGACCUACAUGGACAAUUAAACCAUCCAGAGAUGCUCUUUAUUUCACUCUGUUGAUCUUCAUUAUCAAAUGAAUUGUUGCAGAUUACUCUGUUGCCUUUUGAAACUAUGCUUUUUAAAGUAUGUAUUAUGUGUUUAUGAUAAUCACCAUUGGAACCGCUCCUCCUUGUACCAGGAUCUGAAAGUCUUGCUUGACUCCAGAGAUGUUUGUGUGCCCCUUGCAACCUCCAAACGAUACAAGCAUGGCACCAGCCAGGUGCCAGAUUUAUCAGACCUAUGCUUUUUGAAGAUGUUUUAACUUUGAAGGGCUUUGUGAGCCAUAACAUACUUUUUGAGUGUGGGUGUGUUUACGGGUGUGUGUACCUGUAUGAAUUAGUGUGUGUUGUUCUUGAAGAUUAUUCACCAGGGUUUCACCACAAGAGUCCCUUUGGAAACAGAUGGUCAGAAUAGAUUGUAGGAGGUAAGCUAACAGAAAGCCCAUUCAGUCUGCCCCUCUUGUGCCCAGUUUGGACUCAAUGCUGUUUUUCUUGGACCAUCUGAAUGGCACUGCUUUUAAACAUAUCUACUCUUAAA
Messenger RNA from Salmo salar (Atlantic salmon), 6603 nucleotides. RefSeq names its product OX-2 membrane glycoprotein. Gene Ontology annotation, cellular component: neuronal cell body; cell surface; axon. NCBI's taxonomy places the organism in Eukaryota, Metazoa, Chordata, Actinopteri, Salmoniformes, Salmonidae. The record is from RefSeq and is a predicted model, not a curated record. Gene Ontology annotation, biological process: heterotypic cell-cell adhesion; negative regulation of neuroinflammatory response. Gene Ontology annotation, molecular function: cell-cell adhesion mediator activity.